AUGUCAAUCAAUGAUUCCGACUCCAGCUCUGAACUUAACUCUCGAAAAAAGUUUUUCAACGGUGAAUAUACAGACCACCACAAGGACCACCACAAGGAGCUGGAUCCGGAUCCUGCGAGAGAGCAAGCCACCAUAUUUGAAAGACUGAUUGGGAAGCUGAAAGAAGUUGAAAAUUUGACUCCCGCAACCAUUUCAGAGCUGAAAGAAAAUUGGGCAAAAACUCCUGAAAAAGUCAUGUCACUUUACAAAGACUGGAUGGCAGUGCUAUCCCUCCAAUCCCGGAUUCAAAGUGGCAUCGACUCGAAACUAGAAGAAUUGAUAAUUCCAGAACGGGUCGCAAAAGUAUGGAUGGCCAGAUACGUCACUCAGUCUCGAGAGACUCAGUCGAAAAUUAAUAAAUUUGUUCGGUUCAGACUGCUCAAGCUGGGGGGAUACAGUCCAAAUAUUUUGUAUCGGAAACUGAUAAAAAUUUUACCUUCACAUUCCUAUCUGCCCACGGAGCAUCGCGAUGAAAGGUCUCAAUUGGACGCAGAGAAAAAAUGGACCUUGGAACCUUCCGAGCAAUGCUGGAUGCUUCCUUGGAGAUAUGCGUUCCACGUUGUAGAUCUGUUGUCUGAACAUGCUUUCAUCGAUCAAGAAAAAUUGACAAGAUUCUUGCGAGAUGAAGAAAUGGCAAAACAAGUAAUAUUCUACAGUAAUGUCUAUUUUGGUCAAACGCUAGGCCUUCGUGGUGAAAAGGCCUGGGAACACUUGCCUAAGUCUUUCAAGGCCCUUGAUCGUGAAACCAGAAGUACUUUGCAGCAAUUAUUAAAAGAGGGGUCCAAGAAGCAUGUUCAAAAACCACCGAGGGCAAAAACCUAUGCCCCUGGUGAUCAAGACGGAAGAAGAGUGCGAAUACUUGCAGAGGAAAAGAUGAGACCUGGGUAUGAGGUGGAUUGGUCUUCAAGGAAAACUGGAAGGUUCACCGGUUCUCGGUUUUUCAAGGCAACCCUCAUGACUGAUAGCAUCAGUAGACUAGAAAAGGAAUUUUCGGAGAACAAGAUCUGA
This is a messenger RNA of Puccinia triticina, 1047 nucleotides long. RefSeq lists its product as uncharacterized. The record is from RefSeq and is a predicted model, not a curated record. Bases 1 to 1047 code for a protein of 348 amino acids. Lineage: Eukaryota; Fungi; Basidiomycota; Pucciniomycetes; Pucciniales; Pucciniaceae. The transcript is spliced from 7 exons.